AUGCAACCCAGAUUGUGUUUACAUUGUCACUGCAGGCGUGGUUAUGUGGCCAAGAAGGCUUCUCUACAUCUCCAUGAACUUGUCAACUGUCGCUGGGUGGAAGAAGUGACACAGCAGCUCGACUCCCUACAGCACUACACACUGCCUUCAAAGGUUGAAGACUGCGACAAAGACAGGUGUGAAGAACAUCAAGAGAAACUAAGUGUUUAUUGCUGGAUCUGUCGCCAGUCCAUAUGUCACAAGUGCGCCCUCUGGGGAGGAACGCACACUGGUCAUACAUUCAAGCCAUUGGACAGUGUGUAUGAUGAACACUACAGUAAAAUCAAGGAGGAGGUCAAGCAACUGAAACGCCGAUAUGUCGAAGUGGUCAGUUUUGUCCAAGAUGUUGAACGCAACGUUGACAGUGUGAAAAAUGCUAAAGAUGAAAGAGUUCGAGAAAUUCGUAAUGCUGUGGAGUUGAUGAUAGCUCGACUGGAGUCACAGCUGAAGAAUAAGUUACUGACACUUAUGGGUCAGAAGAACCAACUGACCCAGGAGACUGGUUUACUCGAAACGUUGAUUGAUGAAGUUGAGACUCAGCUCAAUGUGUGCGGCAAGAGUGAACUGAUAGAGAAGAGUGCCGAACUGAUGCAGAUGUUUAAACAUGUCCACCGGAAGCCCAUGGUGUCCUUUGUUACCGCACCAGUCCCUGCCGAUUUUACCAGUGAAAUUGUUCCACACUAUGACUGUAGUGCAUUUGUGAUGGAAAACUUCAGCAUCCUCCAACAAAGGGCAGACCCUGUCUACAGCCAGCCCUUGCAUGUGUUUGGACUUAGCUGGCGGCUUAAGGUGUACCCAGACGGCAACGGUGUGGUCCGAGGGAAUUACCUGUCAGUAUUUUUGGAGCUCUCAGCUGGCCUUCCGGAAACAUCAAAGUAUGAGUACCGUGUUGAAAUGGUUCACCAGGCAUCAAAAGAUACCAGUAAGAACAUUGUGAGAGAGUUUGCAUCUGACUUUGAGGUUGGUGAAUGUUGGGGCUACAACAGAUUCUUCCGACUGGACCUGUUAGCUAGUGAGGGUUACCUGGACACGCAGAACGACACCCUCAUAUUAAAGUUCCAGGUUCGUCCGCCGACUUUCUACCAGAAAUGUCGAGACCAACAAUGGUAUAUACAACAAAUGGAAUCAGCCCAGUCUGGUUACAUAACCCAAGUCAAUGAUUUAAAGGAGAGGCUGGCUCUAGAGAUAUCACGGAACCAGGCCACCGCCAACAAGAAUGGCAGCUUAGACAUGCAAGGCUGUGAUAACCCGAUAUCCCAUCAUGCAAUACUGCAUCCGAAACCUGUACGUCCGACAGUUCCCGAAGUAGAGCAUCCGAGCUCAGAGAUAGAAGAAGAAGACCUGGAGUCAGACACCAGCACUGAAUCUAACGAGAAUUGGUUAUCAAAACAUGGACUCAGUGAGAUUGAGGAGCUGGAUGACACCACAGACGAGACAGCGUACGAGAGCCACACUUACAGUAAUGAUGAGAAUGACAUCGAUGAAGAAACUAUGUCUGUUGACAACGAUGUGGGUGAUAAUGAAAUGGUGGUGUCCUUAACGACAGUGUCAGCAGCGAAUAAAAGCCGAACUGGUGCCAACGCUGCAGAUGGAGGCGAACAAGACGACACAACGCUAUUGUUCCAGCUACUUGGUGAUCGUGCUGUACCCGAUGAAAACAGCUGGCCACAGCUCUCCUCGAUCAGCACAUCUGCUACAAAGAAGAAAGAUUCUUCUAUCUGGAUGGAAGAAGUCCAAGCAGCAUUUCAGGCCCAACCGUCAGCACAAGCACCUCCUCAGGUUGUGCCUUCCUCCUCUGCCGCCACCACUAACGCUGCCACUACUGCUGACACCGUUUCCAAAGGUCGCAGCAGUGGCAAGAAAGGGUCGAAGAAGAGCCUGCUGUUGCUGUCGUCAACGGAGGAGAUGCUGGAGCACAUCCAGGCACGGUUCUCCGAGAUCACCACAGGCCGGAUGAACGUGAGUGAGCGUGACGCACCUGUGCUGCUACCAUCCAGGUCCAGAUCAGAACGACACUUUGAGAAAAAAAGUAAAAAUCCCAUCAGCGCCAUCGUGCAACCAUUGAGGAAAUCUCUACAGGAGAGAAAUGCUAAUUUGUCUACAUCCACGAGCAGUGACCAACCCACUGCAGUCUCAUCAUCAUCAUCAUCAUCAUCAUCAUCGGCUUUAUUAGAUUCAACAUCCUCCCGGUCCUGCAAAACAUCACCUGCCCCGUUAGCCACAGCCACUACAACCAACAGCUGUAAUAAUAGUCCAGAAAGUUCCUCUACUAGCUUCUCUACACACCCUGAAGUUUCUCGGGUUCAUGACAGUGGAGAAGGAUCAGUUAAUAUUUCAGUUUGUGAUGCACCUAACAUGGAGAACAACAUACCCCAAAUUGGUCCCUCAGAAGCCACGAGUGGUGGUUCAUUGGUGGCUCAGAAACCAUCUGUGAGUGACGGUGACCCCACCAACAACAGGACUACAGAUUCCACAACCUCACCACCAGGCAAAGGAAAGGAUUCAAGUCUACCAUGGGGCCUAUCAUUCCUGAAGAAUUCUUUCAAACCUACAUCAUCUUCGUCCAGUAAAGAGGGUGCCACCAGCAACAACAACAGUGCUAACAUGGAGUGUGACAGUGAGGAGCCAGUGUGUGGGGCUACAAUGGGCAGUAGUGACCCUGCAGGAGCAGUAACUGCUGCCGCUACAGCUAUUGUCACCGGUGGCAAUCAGGGUAACUGUUCUCGGAAGACAUCAACUGGUAGUAGCUCAGGCAGCCCCCAAGUGGAGUUUAGUACACAAGGGAACGUUAAGGACAGAUCGGAAGAUGUGGACUCGUCCUCAGUUGUAUGACAAGGAAGAAACCCCAGUUUUCAGGAUGUUGACCACAGGGCUUGAACACUGGUCUGGUCUUUUCUACUCCAGUCUAGUCAACUCUAGUCUGGUCUGGACCUCUCUGUUCUAUAUUGCUCCUCCUGGCUAGUCCCUAUGACCAAGAUGUGGUUGAGUUCAUUAUUUCUGUGUCCACAUUCUCUGUCAUGUCUGAUGUAUCGAAUUGCAGAAAAAAAAAUAAUAAUAAAGGAAUAAAAAUAAAGUAACAGAAAAAAGAAAAAGACUCAUAAUAAAACAGUAAAUGAAUAAAAACAACUAAACAAAAUAUCAAAUGAUGUGA
This is a messenger RNA of Octopus bimaculoides (California two-spot octopus), 3190 nucleotides long. RefSeq lists its product as uncharacterized. Gene Ontology annotation, biological process: aggresome assembly; protein monoubiquitination; protein autoubiquitination. NCBI's taxonomy places the organism in Eukaryota, Metazoa, Mollusca, Cephalopoda, Octopoda, Octopodidae. Gene Ontology annotation, cellular component: peroxisomal membrane; aggresome. The record is from RefSeq and is a predicted model, not a curated record. Gene Ontology annotation, molecular function: tumor necrosis factor receptor binding; ubiquitin protein ligase binding; ubiquitin protein ligase activity.